Molecule: messenger RNA, 1165 nt
Organism: Salvia hispanica
Lineage: Eukaryota; Viridiplantae; Streptophyta; Magnoliopsida; Lamiales; Lamiaceae
Product: prohibitin-3, mitochondrial-like
Biological process (GO): mitochondrion organization
Cellular component (GO): membrane; mitochondrion
Source: RefSeq, a predicted model, not a curated record
AUCUAUCUCUGUAUAAACCCUCUCUCUCUUCUCAAAACCCUUUCUCUCUGAAUCAUUCCAUUUCCAUUUCUCAAUCACCUCUGCAAAUCUCGAUAUGGCAAACGCGCAAAGAGCUGCGAAUGCGCUGAAUAACAUAGCGCGCGCCGCAUUCGCCGUCGGAAUCGGCGGCGCUGCUGCCAAUUCCUGUCUCUACACCGUCGACGGUGGCCAGCGCGCCGUGAUAUUCGAUCGUUUCCAAGGAGUCAAGCCGGAUACCGUCGGCGAAGGAACUCACUUUCUGGUCCCGUGGCUUCAGAAGCCGUUCAUCUUCGACAUCCGCACUCGCCCCCACACAUUCUCCUCAAUUUCUGGCACAAAGGAUUUGCAGAUGGUCAAUCUGACACUGCGUGUGCUGUCUCGCCCUGAGGUGAAUCGUCUUUCCGACAUUUUCCAAACCCUAGGGCUAGAGUAUGACGAGAAAGUCCUGCCAUCUAUUGGUAAUGAGGUUCUGAAGGCUGUGGUUGCUCAAUUCAACGCUGAUCAAUUGCUCACUGAACGACCUCAUGUGUCUGCUCUCGUGAGAGAGAGUUUGAUCAGAAGGGCCAAGGAUUUCAACAUUGUUUUGGAUGACGUUGCCAUCACACACUUGUCGUAUGGUGCGGAAUUCUCAAAGGCUGUAGAGCAGAAGCAAGUGGCCCAACAAGAGGCGGAGAGGUCUAAGUUUGUGGUGAUGAAGGCAGAGCAGGAGAGGAGGGCUGCUAUCAUAAGGGCUGAGGGUGAAAGUGAGUCUGCUAAGCUGAUUUCUGAUGCAACUGCAGCUGCAGGGAUGGGUUUGAUCGAGCUGAGGAAGAUUGAGGCAGCAAAGGAAAAUGCAGCGUCUAUGGCCAGGAAUGGGAAUGUGGUUUAUCUGCCUAGCAGUAACAACAUGCUUCUCGGAGUUAACCCUGCACGUUAGUCAUGAGAGUGUUGAAGAUUGUCGGCUUGAGUUCCAUUCUUUGGUUUCUUCAAUGGAUGUUUGAGUUUUCAAUUUGCAGUUUCUAAAACCGCGACAAGUUGUAAGAAUGUUUCGGGUACAGAUGAGCGAUAAUAAUUUCGAACCAUAUGCUCCCUUUCCUCUGUCUCUAUCCUUAACUGACUACGAUUCCUAUCUUCUGUUUGCUAUGCCUAUGGAUGUGGUUUCUGCUUC